Messenger RNA from Exophiala viscosa, 1824 nucleotides. RefSeq names its product purine-cytosine permease. The transcript has a single exon. The coding region runs from base 131 to 1654 and encodes 507 amino acids. Gene Ontology annotation, cellular component: plasma membrane. The record is from RefSeq and is a predicted model, not a curated record. Gene Ontology annotation, biological process: transmembrane transport. Gene Ontology annotation, molecular function: transmembrane transporter activity. NCBI's taxonomy places the organism in Eukaryota, Fungi, Ascomycota, Eurotiomycetes, Chaetothyriales, Herpotrichiellaceae.
CUGCUUUCCUUCUGGCAGGGUCCUGCAUUUCUAUAUAUUGGGCUGAUCCUGUCAUGGUCAUGGUCUGCGUUCGUCUUCCCGAUCUUGUUCCAUCCCCCGCCUUCACACAUCGACCCUGAACAUAGUCACAAUGACUACCGAGUACGAGAAAAAGGAGCUUGAGCUCACGGUCGACGCUGCUGGCGACCGGCAGGCUGGACAACUGAACGAUAAGUCAUUUCUGUUCAAGACGCGAGCAUGGAUUCGCAAAAUAGGCGCAGAGGAGAUUGGUAUUGAACGGAUCCCAGAAGAGAUGCGCACGAACCAAAACCCUCGCGACCUGUUCACCAUCUUCUUCAGCGCCAACUGCAAUGCGCCAACACUGGCCUUGGGCUUCUUGGGCCCUACCCUUUUCGGCCUCGGGUUCUGGGAUUCGUUCUGCUGCCUUCUCUUCUUCAACCUCUUCGGCGCUCUAUUCCCGGCAAUGGUCGCAUGCUUUGGCCCCAAAUUGGGGUUGCGUACCAUGAUCAUCCCACGAUACAGCUUCGGCUGGUGGCCCGCCAAAAUUCUUGCCAUCCUCAACUGCAUCAAUCAGAUCGGCUGGGCCAUGGUCAACGCCAUCUCCGGAGCGUCAGUCCUUUACGAUGUUGGCAACGGCAAACUCCCAUUGACCGUGUGCGUACUGAUCAUCGGUCUUCUCGCGGUCGUCCUGAGUCUUUUCGGUUACAAAGUUCUGCAUCUCUACGACAGAUACUCCUGGAUCGUUAUCCUGAUCUGCUUCAUCAUCCUCGCCGGCUUUGGUGGCAGCCACUUCGUCAACCUCCCCAUGGGCUCCGGGUCCCUCGAGGCCUCCAACGUCAUGUCCUUCAGCACCUCCAUUAUUGGAUUCGAGAUCGCUUGGCUGCCCGUUGCUGCCGAUUACGGUGUCUAUAUGCGCGAUACCACUCCAGACCGCAAGUCCUUCGGCUGGGCCUAUGCCGGAUUCCUCACCAGCCAGCUGUUCGUUGAAGUGCUCGGUGCGGCCAUCGGCACUCUCUACUUGAGUUCCGACACAUACUUUACGGACGCCUACGAUGACCGUGGUAUCGGUGGUCUCAUCGGCGCUUGCUUCGGCGUGUACGGCAGUGGUGCCCGCGGCUUCGGCAAAUUCAUCGAGGUCCUGAUCGCUCUGUCUUGCGUUGCCGUCAUCACGACAAACAUCUACUCCCUUGGCUUGAGCGUGCAGAUGGUCACCCGCAAGCUAAUCAUUGUCCCGCGUUUCGUGUGGUCGUUGCUCGGCGCCGUCAUCUUCCUUGCCGCCGCCAUCGCCGGCCGCGACCAUCUCGAAGAGGCUAUGUCCGACUUCCUGCUCAUCUGCGCGUACUGGAUCGUUCCCUUCGCCACCAUCCUGCUGCUCGAGCAUUUCAUUUGGAGGCGCGGAUACCAGUACGACCUCACCGCUUGGAAUGACAGCACCAAGCUGCCGCUUGGCAUUGCCGCCUCGGUUGCCUGGAUCGUUGGCACCGUUCUCUCCUUGCUUUGCAUGAGUCAAACGUGGUGGGUCGGCCCUAUUGCGGCAGGCAUCGGUGGCAGCCCUUAUGGCACCGACAUCAGCUGGAUCUUGGGCUUUGUUGUAACGGCCGUUGUGUAUGUCCCUCUUCGCAUGUGGGAGCAGAAAAAGUGGCACCGCUAUUAGAUGAGUGUGGUUGCCGAAAUGUACAAGAUGUCAGAUCGAGUCGAUGGCUGAUUGUCCAGGGUGGGACACUGUUUUUCGAGAGUCGAGAAGAGGUAUACCUCGGUUUUACUGCUACAGUAAUGAUUAUACCCCCUCCAAAAUUAAAAGUCGAACCUUUCCUCGAAAACAAC